AUGGGUGAGACGUUCUCCCAGCUGGGCGCUCAGGAGGAUGAAAACACUGCGGUCCUGCCCCCUGACUCAUCCAGCCAUGGGGGCGGCAGGUUUUUUUCUGCCCCUUGCGAAAGGGCUGCUGGUGCCAGCUACGUGACCUGUCCCACCUGCCAGGGCAAUAAGGAGAUCCCUCGAGAACUAGAGAGGCAGCUGGUGGCCCUCAUCCCCUAUGGGGACCAGAGGCUGAAGCCCAGGCACACGGAGCUCUCCGUGUGCCUGGCAGUGCUCGUCUGCCUGGUGACCACCUCCCUCACCAUCUUUUUCCUGUUUCCCCGGUCCAUCGACACGCAGCCUGCAGGCCUCAACUCCUCCUCCACUGUGACCUUGGACGAGGCUGUCUACAUCAACAUAACGAGCAUCUUGAACAUCUCCAAUAGCAACUACUACCCCAUCAGAGUGACGCAGCUAACCAUUGAGGUUCUGCACCUGUCCGUCGUGGUGGGGCAGGUGUCCACCAGCCUCCUCCUCGACAUCGGCCCUUUGGCCAGCAAACAGAUGUUUUAUGCAGUAGCCAACAAGAUCUGGGAUGAAAACACAGUCAAAAUCUGCAGCUGGCUGAAAAUCAAAGUCCACCAUGUGCUUCUGCACAUCCAGGGCACCUUGACCUACAUCUGCCUGAGCCAUUCCGAGCAGAAGGUCUUCCAGAGCUAUGAAUACGUGGACUGCCGGGAAAACGCAUCAGCGCCCCACUUGCUGGUCCCUCACCUCCCGUGA
Pipistrellus nathusii (Nathusius's pipistrelle) is the source of this 753-nucleotide messenger RNA. The record is from the annotation of a GenBank genome assembly. Lineage: Eukaryota; Metazoa; Chordata; Mammalia; Chiroptera; Vespertilionidae.